CCAGGUCUCUCUAUCGUGUGGCUCCUCCCAAGCUCCAAUUACACCCCCUCCCCCAGUGGUAGCACACAGCUCGCUGCUGCUGCUGCUGCCGGCCUGUGGCUGUGCGCUGGCUGCUGUGCUGUUACUCUUCUAUGCAUCUCAUUAGCGCUGCUGCUCGCUGUUACUACGCCAUACUGCAGCAGGGAGAGCAGCACCAGUCCAUUCCCAGCCUCCUCGCUGCGUAUAGGAACAGGUAUCGCAGAUUGGGAUCAACUCAGUGCCGACGCCGGAAUCCCGACACUGCUUGGAAUGCCGGUGCCGGCAUCCCGACAAGGUUGACAAACCACGCCGGGAUCCCAAAUGAGGUUAUCUACUUUAUGAAAAAAAGAAAAAAUAUAAAAACGUGAUCAUUCCACCAUCGUGACCUUGACGCCCCUCCAUCAUUUCAAUUACUAGGACGGGAAAAGACACAAGAACCUCUGCAUCACAACCGAGAUGUACAAACUAACAAAUGAUGGAUAAAAGAAGCGCGGUGUUCACAUGCGAGUCACAUCGAGGCAUACGUCGCCUGACAGAGCCUUCUGCUUUGAGAUGAUCGACCAUACGUGCUUGUGAUCGAUUUGUCCCCGCCACUUCAGCACAAUUGUUGCACUGUAUCCUGGAUUUUCAGAUAUGUUCUCCUGUGGCAGGGUGUUUGAGAUGGCUGUACACUUACUCUGUGUGCUCCUGUAUUUUGUGCUGGGGGCUGAAGCUCCAGAGCCAAGGAUCACAUGGCAAGAAACAGAAAUUAAUCUAAUUAGUUUCCAAGUGCAAGGAGUGUUUAAUUAUUCCAUGUUGUUACUAAGUGACCAGAAGGAUGUUCUAUACAUUGGGGCUAGGGAAGUCAUUUUUGCAGUAAAUUCGCUGAAUAUUUCAGAGAAGCAGAAUGAGGUUUACUGGAAUGCCUCAGAACAAAGCAAAGAGUGUGUCCGGAAAGGCAAAUCAGAACAGAAUGAGUGUUUGAACUACAUCCGAGUACUGCAGCAGCUGAACGAACACACGCUGUAUGUGUGUGGAACCAAUGCUUUCCAGCCCAACUGCACCUUUCUGGUCCUUAACGAUAUCACCUGUCAUCCGAACAUGCAGGUACUAAGUACUUUUACAUUAAAAGAAAAAUAUGAAGAUGGUAAAGGAAGGUGUCCUUUUGAUCCUGCACAAAGUUACACUUCCGUCUUGGUUGAUGGGGAACUGUAUUCUGGAACAUCCUUAAACUUCUUGGGCAGCGAGCCAAUAAUAUGUAGACACACCCAGCAAAGUCAAAUAAGAACGGAGUAUGCUGUGCCUUGGCUAAAUGAACCCAUAUUUGUACAUUCAGAUGUAAUCCGUGCACCUCAGAAUAAUCCUGAUGGUGAGGAUGACAAAGUGUACUUCUUCUUCAAUGAAGUGUCUGUGGAGUACGAGUUUUUUAACAAGCUUCUAAUACCAAGAAUAGCCAGAGUGUGCAAGGGUGACCAGGGGGGUCUAAGAACAUUGCAGAAGAGAUGGACGACAUUUCUCAAAGCCAAACUGAUUUGUCACUCACCAGACAACAAUUUAAUUUUCAAUGUUGUCAAUGAUGUUUUUAUUCUGAAACCACCACAAGUAAAAGAGCCAGUAAUCUAUGGAGUAUUCACAUCUCAUUUGAACAAUGUCGGCAUGUCAGCAGUGUGUGCAUACAGUGUAUCUGCUGUGGAAGACAUCUUUGCAAAAGGAAAGUACAUGCAGAGUGCAACGGUGGAACAAGCCCACACCAAGUGGGUGCAGUAUAAUGGGGAAGUGCCAAAACCUCGCCCGGGAGCUUGUAUAAACAAUGAGGCUAGAGCAAUGCAUUACAACAGCUCACUUAACAUGCCAGACAAGACUUUACAGUUUAUUAAGGACCACCCUCUGAUGGACGACCCUGUGAUUCCUAUUGGAAAGAAACCCAGGCUAGUGGUCCACAAUGUGACCUACACACAGAUAGUUGUGGACCAGGUCAAAGCACUGGAUGGCAACACUUACGAUGUCAUGUUUAUCAGUACAGAUAAAGGUAUGUUACAGAAAGCAGUCAGCCAUGACAAUGAAAUGCGAAUAAUUGAAGAAAUAUUGCUAUUUCCUGACCAUCAGUCAGUCCAGACACUGCUCAUUUCAGACAAGCAGAACAAAAGAUAUAUCUAUGCCAGCUCCAACACUGGUGUGGUGCAGUCUGCCGCUGCUUUCUGUGAGAAGUUCUCCUCUUGUGCAGAGUGUGUUCUGACUAGGGAUCCUUACUGUGCCUGGAAUCCACACAAGAAUUCUUGCGUUGAUAUUCUUCAGGAGACUGACAGAUCUUUCAUUCAAUCAUUACAUGGGGACUCCUUUCAGUGCCCAGAUACUACUGAUAAAGGAAUCUGGGAAAGUAUGACAUACUCUGUGAAGGAAGGAAGCUCUGUAGAACUGAAAUGCUCUUACAAGUCUAAUCUGGCUUCAGUGGUUUGGACAUUUAAUAAUGAAAACCUGAAAAUGAAGCCACCUAAAUAUCAUCUACUGCACAAUGCUUUAUUCAUAUUCAGUGUGAGUGAAUCGGAUGCUGGCAUCUACCAGUGUUGGACUGAAGAGUCUGUGAUGGAUAAGGUGUUUUCCCAGCUGGUUAUCAAACAUGUGUUGGAGUUGAAAAAGACACCACUUCCUUUGCCAAGCACAGCACAUCCACCAACACAUAGGGAAGGAUUAAUUGAAACAACCCGGCUUUAUACAAUAGCGAAAGAGAAGACCACCAAAACAUCAACUACUCAGGCAGCCACUACAUCUACUGGUGUAACCCACCUAAACAACAAGGUGACAACACACAUGGUCUCUCUCACAGAGGUGUUUGAAUCCAGUCCUGAUGUUGGUAUGGGAAAGGCUUUGUACUUGUCCAACACUAAUGAUUGCUCCCCACUUAUCAUCCUGGUCAUAGUGUUCUUUCUUCUUUUCAUAAGCCUGCUGAUCUACAAUUGCUACAAGGGAUUCCUUCCAGCUAAGUGUCUAAAGUAUCGGGAUAAUGUGCGUCCUGGCAAGAAGACUCCCCUGAACGUGAAAGACUGUGAGCAGGGUGUGAAGGAGACCUUGGUGGAGAAAGGGUGUACUGAGAACCAAAGUGGUGGCCUACCUAAAGCUCCUCAUGACACAGGUUAUGAAACGGAGCCAGACUGUAGGAAUGGAACCAUCACACAUAAAGAUGAUGACACUAUAGAGGAAACAGAAAAAGAUCAACCAUUUGACGUCAAUUGUGAAAUAAAAUAUGCUGAUUCUGAUGGUGAUUGAAAGUGCACCUCUACGGAUUUAAUCUUUCUGAGCCACAAUCAAUAGGGCUACUGUGCAGUCCAGCUUCACUCCAUUUCAUAAAAUGAUAUAUGGAUUUUAUUAUAUAUCUCUUAAACCCUGAUGUGCAUUGAUCAAUAUGGUUUUUCUGUUUUAUUUACAUUCCUAUUUGAUAUUUUUUUUUUCUCUUCUGUGCAGAAGUUUGAUUAAGUCUAUUCAGUCAUUCAAGAAUGCUGAAUUAUAAAGUUAAUUCCAAAUUGGAAGUUAAUUAUUUAUCAGAUUGGUAAAGAUCUGCCCAACUGUGCCCGCCUCGGGGUACACAUCUCUUCUCUAUAGUACUUGAAGGUGUAACGUUCAGAGCAAAACUUAUACAUAUAAUUUGUUUAAUUUUACCUGUGAUUUUGCAGCAAAUCUGUUUAUAGUUGGAUUGCUUUCUCAGGAGGGGUGGGGGCCACAAAAUAGGUUCUCUUCCUUUUUAUGAUGUACACUGUGACCUGGACCAGGAACAGACCGUGGCAUUGAGCGGUUCUUAGGGUGUGUCUGGAAGCGGAACAAGAACAUUAUUUGUUUAAAUAGGAAAGUAAAAUGGAAAAUAAUUCCUGUGGACACCAGUGACAAAUUACAUGUAUAUUGGUUAGAGAGAUUUCAAGCAUGUCCAAAAAUCCCUGCGAUGCUAAGUCAGUGGUUAUUUGGACACUAAACCACCAGCAUUGUAUAUGGACUAUAAGGGAAAAUUAUUAACUAUGUGAACACUUUUUUUAUUUUUUUUAUUCUACUUGUCUGUACACUGGAGUGAAACGGCAGAGACUGAUAAAGACUGAAACUGCGGAGUGUUUGUCCAAUCCACUGAAGUGACUGGAAUUGGAAAGCAUUGUAGGAGUAAUAUUAUUAAGGGCUUACUAAUUACAAGACCGUUAUAGCACAGCUCUCGGAUAAAGACAAAAAAAGCACCCUGGUCCUUGCUGUUUAUAUGCUUUCUGAAAAUAAACCUCUAUUUUUCUAUAUGAAUUCUGUAUAAAUGUUAAUUCUGAAUGCCCGAAUAUUAAAGUAUUAUUGUUUUAUGGAAA
This is a messenger RNA of Pseudophryne corroboree (corroboree frog), 4325 nucleotides long. It is a transcript of the gene SEMA4D, whose product is annotated as semaphorin 4D. NCBI's taxonomy places the organism in Eukaryota, Metazoa, Chordata, Amphibia, Anura, Myobatrachidae. The coding region runs from base 652 to 3261 and encodes 869 amino acids. The record is from RefSeq and is a predicted model, not a curated record. Gene Ontology annotation, biological process: negative chemotaxis; positive regulation of cell migration; axon guidance. Gene Ontology annotation, cellular component: plasma membrane. Gene Ontology annotation, molecular function: chemorepellent activity; semaphorin receptor binding. The transcript is spliced from 18 exons.